Solea solea (common sole) is the source of this 2637-nucleotide messenger RNA. RefSeq names its product RAB3A interacting protein (rabin3)-like 1 (gene rab3il1). The coding region runs from base 219 to 1664 and encodes 481 amino acids. Lineage: Eukaryota; Metazoa; Chordata; Actinopteri; Pleuronectiformes; Soleidae. The transcript is spliced from 13 exons. The record is from RefSeq and is a predicted model, not a curated record. Gene Ontology annotation, cellular component: Golgi to plasma membrane transport vesicle. Gene Ontology annotation, molecular function: guanyl-nucleotide exchange factor activity. Gene Ontology annotation, biological process: exocytosis.
GACAAGGUUCACCUUCUCAGACUCUGCAUCUGGACAGCACUUAAAGUAUGUUUUACAGAUUUUUGUUGUACCGGCAGCAACGAAUUAAUGGGGUUUGAGCAUUUUGGGGUUUGACACUCGCAGACACCAGGGUCAUCAUAUGUCGGUUGAACGGUCGUACACGUCAUAUCUGCUCUGGAGAGGUCUUCCAGUUUGAGAUGAGUCUUUGAGAAAGACACAUGGAUGUCUUUGAAGGAAUCCACAAGGUCCAGAUUUCCUCGUCUCCACCUUCUUCAGCUCCAUCCAGCCAGGGGUAUGAAGUCCUCGAGGUGAAGGGAUCUGGAAUAUCAGUAUACUCCGCUGCAGUCUUCUUCGGGACGCCUAAUGUGCUGCAACAGCCUGGGUCAAGACAAAAGGCCAGCAGAAAAGCUGAGGAGGAAGGCUGUGUUGUUGGACGGUUGGUAGAUCUGGAUCCAGAGCCAGAGUCCAGACUGGAGGGAGGAGGCCCGGCCACCUCAAACAGAGACCAUGGCAACCUCUCCCGGCUCCGCAGCUCCUCGCUGGAGAUCAGAGAAAAAGAAAUCCGAGAAAAAGGCUCGGAGAUCCUCAGGGAACAGCUGGAUGCUGCAAAGAGGGAACUGAAACUGAAAGACAAGGAGUGCGAGCGUCUGUCGCAGGUCAGGAAUCAGCUGGAGCAGGAGCUGGAGGAGCUGACGGCCAGUCUGUUCCAGGAAGCUCACAAGAUGGUGAAUGAAGCGAACGUCAAACAAGCAGGAGCAGAAAAACAACUCAAAGAGGCUCAGGGGAAGAUUGAUGUUCUGCAAGCAGAAGUGACCGCUCUGAAGACUCUUGUGUUGACAUCCACGCCUUCUUCACCAAACCGCCAGCUGCAUCCACAGCUGCAGCCUUCAGGAGCGAGGGGAGCGUACAAACAUGUCGGGGGACACACCCGUAACAAGAGCGCGAGCGGUGCCUUUCCAUCCUCGCAUGGAAGCGAAAACCCGUCUUCAGUGUCCAUUCACCCUGUGGCUAAAGAGGACAGAGAGCCUGCUGUUCCUGCUCUCCUCUCUCUGAUUCUCUGCCUCGUUCCUGGACAGUCUUUCAGUAUGACCUGUGACUCUUACUGGCAGGAGCGGGGGCGGGGACUAGACACUGAUAGCAGACAGAUGGACUCGGUUCUGUAUGCAGAGUUUUUAAUGUGGAAGGAGCACCCGAGUUUAGACCACUCCUCCGCCUUCCUGAGUCGCAUCUACAGAGAAGACAUUGGACCGUGUCUCUCCUUCACAAGAUCCGAGCUGUCCCAGCUGGUGCAGAGCGCCGUGGAAAACAACUCCCUGACUAUCGAGCCUGUGGCCAUGUCAGCGCUACCAAUGGUUAAAGCCUCAGCGAUAGAGUGUGGAGGCCCCAAUGGCUUUAGGGCAGCGAUAGAGACGAAAUGUGCAUUAAGUGGCAUGUCGCGGCUCUGCCGACAUCGCAUCAAACUCGGCGACAAGGGGAGCUACUAUUACAUCUCUCCCUCCAGCCGAGCUCGGAUCACAGCAGUUUGCAACUUUUUUACCUACAUCCGCUACAUCCAGCAGGGUCUGGUGAGAAACGAUGUGGAGCAGAUGUUCUGGGAGGUGAUGCGUCUCCGCAGAGAAAUGACUGUGGCCAAAUUAGGUUUCUACCUCACUGACCAAGGCUAGGAGUAGCGUGAUCCCAGGACCUUGAUUAUUCAGAUACAUUCUGAGUUUAACUGUGGUAGCAAAAAGAUCUGCUUAGAUCAGUUUUUGUAGCAGAGGCUGUACAGAGUUGAAACGCCGCAGCACAGGUCAACCAACAAGGGAAGAGGAAAAUGCUCUGGUGCCACUUUUGGAUAUCUCAUGAGAAAAUUUUAAUUGAACCACAGCUAAAUACAUUUUUUUUGGAAAAAAAACAAACAACAAACAAAAAAAACAGUGUUACUUCAAGAAAUGCACACUAUAUUAUUCUGUUUUACUGCAGGGCUUCGUUAUUUCUCUCCACUAGUGCUGGAAGUUGUUUUUCAUCUUGUGAAUCUUACAAUAUUAUAAAAAAAAUUGAGAUGGAUAGUUGGUUUUUACAUUAAUACAGAACAGAUACACAAGCAUCUGUAGCUGCUCUCAGUUCUGGGCUCAAACACCGGAGCCGAGAUGUCUAAGUAUUUCACUUUCACUGAGCUGAUGCACCCUUGCACCACCUGUUUGUUCUAGAGGCCUUGUGUGGACAACUCAAAUGAAACAAGACACAGUUCAUGCCUGUACGUUAUCAGAUAUGUUAUUAUUGAAGUAUUAUUCCACAUUCAAAACAGCGUUACAUGAACAAGCUUUAAUACAUUAUCACGGUAUACACACUACUGCAAUGAACUGUAGUGUGUACAUGACAGCGUAAGCCAUAAAUGACUAUGCAUGAAUGCAGUACUUAACCAUACUAUGCGUAUAUUGUAUUUUAGUUGUAUCUUGCCAUAAAGUGUCAUAAGUAUGAAUCCGUUUUUACAAAAAAAGAAACCGCUUUUUGAAAGUUAAAAUGAAGACUAUUUUAUCAGGAAGUGCAAUAAUCGCCUCAUCAAUGGCUCUGAGGUUCUUAUCCUGGAAAUAACCUGUGUCAUCCAUUCAUUCUGCAUCCAUAUCAACACUCCAUUAAAAACAAGCCUUUAUACCA